AAUUAAAUAAUUUAUGGAACCUAUCGUCAAUGAAUUUUCAGCAGUCAAUGAUGAUUCUAUUGAAAAAGAAAAAGCCUAAAUCAAAAAUAUAAUGUUAUUUGAAACAGUAGGAACAUUAUUAAUGAUUUAUGGAGCAUUGGCUACUGAGUAUCUAAAAAUAAUAUAACAUAGAACUAAUUUUGGAGUAGCCCUUGUUUAUUUCGUAGGAUUAAUCGUAUUUGGUAGACUAAGUGGAGGAUAUUUCAAUCCUAUAUGCACAUUGAUUGGAUAUAUAGAUGGAUCAAUUUCUAAGAAAAAAGCCCUAUAUUAUGUAGGUGCUUAAACAAUUGCCAGUCUUAUUGCAGGAAUGUUAUUGAUGCCUAUGUUUGCAUAUAAAUAUACAUUACCAUAUUUUGAAAGGUAUUUUAUAAUUGGAAUAUUAUUAGAUUACCAUCACACCAAGUAUUUGGAACAUUAAUGUCUGAAAUUGCUGGAUCACUUAUAUUUUUUACAAUUAUAUAAAUUUAAACUGCAGAAAAUACUAAAAUAACAACAACACCUGUGCAAUCUGCCAUUUUUGUUAGUGUGAUUUAUUUUGUAGCAAGAUAGUAUUUAUUUAUAAUAUAAUUUAGAUAUACUGCAACUAUGGGUAAUAGUUUAUUUAAUCCAUCUGCUGCUUUUGGGUAAUAAUAAUAAUAAUAUAUUUUUAGAUUACAAUUAUUUUAUGGAAUUUAUUAUGGAAAAUGGGAUUAAAUGAUUAAUUUAUUGCUUUACGUUCUUGGUCCUUGGAUUGGAGCAUUAUUAGCAAUCACAUUUUUCUGGAAAAUCUAUACUCCAACUCUUGUUAGUAAAUAGUCAAAAUGAAUUACAUAAAAACAUAAUAUUAAUUUUAUACAGAAAUU
This is a messenger RNA of Paramecium sonneborni, 881 nucleotides long. NCBI's taxonomy places the organism in Eukaryota, Ciliophora, Oligohymenophorea, Peniculida, Parameciidae. The record is from the annotation of a GenBank genome assembly.